AUGGCCGCACCAUUACUGAGAACGAACACCGCACCCGUCUACCCACACUCUGCAGACGGCGUCGCGCGGCUGCAGAACAUGAGCGUCGGCAGCACCCCUCGGGCCAGCCAGCUCUCCGGCUCGACAGCCUUCACCUCGACGACCUCCCUCACCUCCCUCUCCAGUGCGGCGACUAUCGUCUCACCCCCCGCAAAUGGCCAGGUCGUGGCCACCAGCAACAUCAUCAACCAGAAGGCCGACGCCUCCAGGUCGCUAUACCAGAUGUGCGUUGCCCUCAAGCAGAGGCUGGGCCAAGUGCCCGGGUUCGAAGGCUACCUAGACCAGCUGGCCCGAUGGGAACAGGAAGACACGGAGGACGGCGGGCCGGUAGAGAGCGUCUGGAGCCUCCUGCGGACGGGCCACCCGCUGCUCAUGAUCUAUAACACAUUGGAGCCGGAGCAGCGACUCGAGGUCGACCAGACUAGCGCGUCCGAGGAAAAGAGGGCGAAGCUGGCCAUUUUUAAGUUCGUCCAGGCCUGCUUGAAGCACUUGAACAUCCCCUCUACCGAAAUGUUCGUCAUCAACGACUUGACGGGAAAUGACACGACGGGUUUUGUCAAGGUUCUCGGUGUAGUGAAUCUCGUUCUUGACCAAGCAGAGGAGAAGGGAAAGCUGCGAACAAUUCAACCAUAUCCCGAAGAUGACACCCCAGCCCCGGCUGGCAAGCAGAUGAGCUACCGCGACCACAUCGUACGAGAACUCGUUGAUACGGAACGAAAAUACGUCCAGGAUCUAGAAAAUCUCUACGACCUCAAGAAGGCACUGGAUCAGAGGGGUGUCAUUCCUGGUGACAUUGUUCACCAGAUCUUCCUCAACAUUAAUGCUAUCUUGGACUUCCAACGCCGUUUUCUGAUUCGUGUCGAGACGACAAAUUCGAUGCCCUCGCAGAGGCAAGAAUGGGGUGGCCCGUUUGUGGCCUACGAAGACGCUUUCAGUAUUUAUCAACCCUUUAUCGCGAACCAGCGGAAGGCUGCCCAGAUUGCUGGUCAGGUGUUUGACAAGAUCCAAUCUGUGCAGCAUCCGGUGGCGUGCGACUUCAACACCCUGGAUGGUUUUCUUCUGAAGCCCAUGCAGAGAUUGGAUCUGCUAAAGAAAAGCGACGAUGAAGCGAUCAAGGUGGAUCUAGCUCAGGGCAUCUCCUCUGCCGAACGAUGUCUGCAGAAGGCAAACGAAGCCGUCGACCGAGACCUUCUAGAUGAAGCCCUGGAUGAGCUGGUCCACCGUGUUGACGACUGGAAGAAUCACCGAGUUGAGCAGUUCGGGAGACUGCUAUUGCAUGGAGUGUAUACUGUUGUCACGGGCAAGAGCGACCAGGAGAAGGAUUAUGAGAUCUAUCUCUUUGAAUGCAUCUUGCUUUGCUGCAAGGAGGUUGCACAAAAUAAGAGUAAGGAUAAGAAGGAUAAAACGAGGUCGACCGGCCCCAAGGUCCGGAACAAGAACGCCAAACUACAACUGAAGGGUCGAAUUUUCAUGACUAACGUCACCGAAGUCUUGUCCUUCGCCAAACCAGGUUCCUACACGGUGCAAAUCUGGUGGAAGGGAGACCCGGGAGUGGAGAACUUCGUGAUCCGGUUCCAGAAUGAAGAGAUGAUGAGGAAGUGGGCGGCCGGCCUUGACGCGCAGAGAAAGGAGAAUGCGCCACAAGUCACUACGAGCCCUGACCGGCCACCACCGACCUUUGCGUGGAUGCAGAACCAGAUGGGAGACAUGGCGAACCCUUAUGCUCAGCAAGACGAGGAUGACGAUGACGAUUAUACCCCCCCUACCUCAUCAGGCUAUGGAGCGCCGCCCCCGCAACCCAUCGUAGGAACCAUGACCCGGAAUGCUUCUAGUACAAGUCUUCGACAAAGGUCGGCCACGGGAGAGAGCACACAAUCUCUGGCCGGUAUCGCACGAGCUCCGCCGCCGCGGUACCCCUUACCUCAGCCGCCCGGUCCCUUGUCUGUCCAGACGCAAAUGACUGCUCCCGCGCAACCUUCUCCUGGACCACGCGGAGGAGACUCCUACUUCUCUCCUAUUGGUGAAUCACCGGUGUCAUCAAGAACAAGCACUGCUUCGAGCAUGUUCCCCGGAAGCGCUGGCUACCCCUUCCCGAAGACUGGCACCCCGCAGCCCGGAUGGGGAGAGGACAACAACAGCGCGAGCCUCCCGGACCUACCCAUUCCGACGCAGCUGAAGGUCAAGGUCAACUGCGACAGCGGCAACUAUGUUACCCUCGUCGUUGCGUUCAACAUCACCUACCAGUCCCUCAUCGACCGGAUUGAUGCCAAGCUCGCGAGGUUCACAGCAUCCAGUAUUGGUAAGGGCAAUCUGAGGCUGCGCUACCGCGACGAGGACGGUGACUUCGUAUCGAUUGAGAGCGACGACGACAUCCAGAUUGCGUUCCUGGAAUGGCGAGAGGGUGUGAGGAACAUGUACAGCGGCGGCGUCGGCGAGAUCGAGCUCUUCUGCGUCGGCGAGACCAGCUAA
Messenger RNA from Phaeoacremonium minimum UCRPA7, 2508 nucleotides. RefSeq names its product putative rho guanine nucleotide exchange factor scd1 protein. Bases 1 to 2508 code for a protein of 835 amino acids. The record is from RefSeq and is a predicted model, not a curated record. NCBI's taxonomy places the organism in Eukaryota, Fungi, Ascomycota, Sordariomycetes, Togniniales, Togniniaceae. The transcript is spliced from 5 exons. Gene Ontology annotation, molecular function: guanyl-nucleotide exchange factor activity; protein binding. Gene Ontology annotation, biological process: septin ring organization; establishment of cell polarity. Gene Ontology annotation, cellular component: division septum; mating projection tip; cytoplasm.